Molecule: messenger RNA, 1249 nt
Organism: Camelina sativa (false flax)
Lineage: Eukaryota; Viridiplantae; Streptophyta; Magnoliopsida; Brassicales; Brassicaceae
Source: RefSeq, a predicted model, not a curated record
GUAGGUCCGCAUCUCCCCUCAGUAAAAUGGCUCAAGGACAUCAUCGUCAUUUUUUUAUUUGAUGCCAAAGACUUUUUCAUUUUUGCAGACUUCUUAAACCAUCCUUCUUCUCUAUAUUAACCAAGUAACCAACGAUUCCUCCACACUCUCUCCCAACUUUUUUUUUUUUUUUGGGUUAGUCUCUCACCCCGGUCGGUCAAAAUGCAGCUCCUUCCGGUCAUCUUACCGACAGUACUAUACGUCUUCCUCCACCUUUUAAGAGGCGGCUCUGCCUCUGUUCCGCCAUUGGCUCAUUCCAGUCAACACGUGCCAGCCUCUCAUUGGCUUCCCGCUACCGCCACCUGGUACGGAAGUCCCGAGGGCGACGGCAGCAGCGGAGGAGCUUGUGGUUACGGGUCGCUAGUGGAUGUGAAGCCCUUCAAGGCUAGAGUUGGAGCGGUGAGUCCGAUUCUGUUCAAGAGCGGCGAAGGCUGUGGUGCAUGUUACAAGGUCAGGUGUCUCGACAAGACCAUUUGCUCUAAGAGAGCGGUCACCAUUAUUGUUACCGACCAGUCACCGUCAGGACCAUCUGCUAAAGCAAAACACACUCACUUCGACCUCAGUGGUGCAGCCUUUGGCCAUAUGGCUAUUCCCGGCCAUAACGGCGUCAUCCGCAACCGUGGUCUAUUAAACAUCCUCUACCGCCGAACGGCAUGCAAAUACAGAGGGAAGAACAUAGCAUUCCAUGUGAACGCAGGAUCAACUGAUUAUUGGCUAUCUCUUCUAAUUGAGUAUGAAGAUGGUGAAGGAGACAUUGGCUCUAUGCACAUUCGUCAAGCCGGGUCUAAGGAGUGGAUAGCGAUGAAGCACAUAUGGGGAGCAAACUGGUGCAUCGUGGCAGGACCACUCGAGGGACCAUUCUCCGUCAAGCUCACCACUUUGUCCAACAACAAGACACUCUCCGCCACCGACGUCAUCCCCAGUAACUGGGUUCCCAAAGCUACUUACACCUCCCGGCUCAACUUCUCCCCUGUUCUCUAAUUAGCCUCUCCUCAUUAUUUAAUUUUUUGUUGUUGUGGGAGAGAGUAACACAAAGAGGACAAUGAGUGAAGAGAGAGAGAGCAAACAGUAAGUAAUACCAGAGAUCAACUGUAGCCAUCUCCAAAGUUAGGGGAAGAAGAGCUUGCAAUGUAUGUGUGACUACUAACUUUCUAUGUUGUCCCUUUUCUUGUUUUCCUUGUCCAUAUAGGGAUGUGUGUGUCAUCUAUAA